CCGGGCUGCCGGGCCGUGCAGGGCGCAGAGCCGGUGGAGCUCUGCUGAGACCCGGCUCUGCGCGCCCAGGGGCGGCUCAUGUCCCCCGCGCUCCCCACUACGCUGCCGCAGCCAGGUCGCAUCUGGACGGGGCGCCGCGCGGCGGGGCCGACGCCGGGCCACAAUGCUGCUCGGGGCAUCCUUGGUGGGGGUGCUGCUGUUCUCCAAGCUGGUGCUGAAACUGCCUUGGAUCCAAGUGGGGUUCUCCCUGCUGUUCCUCUACCUGGGGUCCGGAGGUUGGCGCUUUGUCCGAAUCUUUGUCAAGACCAUAAGGCGUGAUAUCUUCGGCGGCCUGGUACUUCUGAAGGUGAAGGUAAAGGUCCGGCGGUACCUGCGGGAGCAGCGGACAGUGCCCAUUUUGUUUGCGUCUACGGUACAGCGCCACCCUGACAAGACAGCCUUGAUCUUUGAGGGCACAGACACCCGCUGGACCUUCCGCCAGCUGGAUGAUUACUCCAGCAGCGUGGCCAACUUCCUGAAGGCUCGGGGCCUGGCUUCAGGCGACGUGGCUGCUCUCUUCAUGGAGAACCGCAACGAGUUUGUGGGUCUGUGGCUGGGCAUGGCCAAGCUGGGUGUGGAGGCCGCACUCAUCAACACCAACCUCCGGCGGGACGCUCUGCGCCACUGCCUGACCACUUCCCAGGCCCGGGUCCUCGUCUUUGGCAGUGAGAUGGCCCCAGCCAUCUCUGAAAUCCAAGCCAGCCUGGACCCCUCGCUCAGCCUCUUCUGCUCUGGCCCCUGGGAGCCCAGCACGGUGCCCGCCGGCAUGGAGCACCUAGACCCCCUGCUGGAAGAUGCCCCCAAGCACCUGCCCAGUCGCCCUAACAAGGGCUUCACAGAUAAGCUCUUCUACAUCUACACAUCGGGCACCACCGGGCUGCCCAAAGCCGCCAUCGUGGUGCACAGCAGGUAUUACCGCAUGGCUGCCCUAGUGUACUACGGAUUCCGGAUGCGGCCUGACGACAUUGUCUAUGACUGCCUGCCCCUCUACCACUCCGCAGGAAACAUCGUGGGAAUGGGGCAGUGCCUCCUCCAUGGCAUGACAGUGGUGAUCCGGAAGAAAUUCUCAGCCUCCCGGUUCUGGGACGACUGUAUCAAGUACAACUGCACGAUUGUGCAGUACAUCGGUGAGCUGUGCCGUUACCUCCUGAACCAGCCGCCCCGGGAGGCAGAACACCAGCACCGGGUGCGCAUGGCGCUCGGCAACGGCCUCCGCCAGUCCAUCUGGACCGACUUUUCUAGCCGUUUCCAUAUCCCCCAGGUGGCCGAGUUCUACGGGGCCACUGAAUGUAACUGCAGUUUGGGCAAUUUCGACAGCCAGGUGGGGGCCUGUGGCUUCAACAGCCGCAUCCUGUCCUUUGUGUACCCCAUCCGGCUGGUACGAGUCAAUGAGGACACCAUGGAACUGAUCCGGGGGCCCAAUGGCGUCUGCCUUCCCUGCCAGCCAGGUGAGCCGGGCCAGCUAGUGGGCCGCAUCAUCCAGCAGGACCCCCUGCGGCGCUUCGACGGCUACCUGAACCAGGGUGCCAGCAAUAAGAAGAUCGCCAAGGAUGUCUUCCAAAAGGGGGACCAGGCCUACCUCACCGGCGACGUGCUGGUGAUGGACGAGCUGGGCUACCUGUACUUCCGAGACCGCACGGGAGACACGUUCCGCUGGAAAGGGGAGAACGUGUCCACCACUGAGGUGGAGGGCACACUCAGCCGCCUGCUGGACAUGGCCGACGUGGCAGUGUAUGGUGUCGAGGUGCCAGGAACUGAGGGCCGGGCUGGAAUGGCUGCUGUGGCCAGCCCUGCUGGCAACUGUGACCUGGAGCACUUCGCACAGCUCCUGGAGAAGGAGCUGCCCCUGUACGCCCGGCCCAUCUUCCUGCGCUUCCUGCCUGAGCUGCACAAAACGGGGACCUUCAAGUUGCAGAAGACAGAGCUUCGGAAGGAAGGCUUUGACCCAGCAGUUGUGAAAGACCUGCUGUUCUACCUGGAUGCCCGGAAGGGCCGCUACGUCCCGCUGGACCAAGAGGCCUAUACCCGCAUCCAGGCAGGCGAGGAGAAGCUGUGAUUUGCCCCGAGUCCCUCUAAGGGCCAGCGGGUGCUGGAUCCAGAGCCCCAGCUCCCACCCCAGAGGGGUCAUGGGCAGUGCCAGACCAAAGCAGGCAGGGCCCAGCACCUCCGCCCCGAGGUGCUGUGGCCCCCCUCCCCCUCAAAACUGCCAAGUGACUCACUGCCACCUCCCCCUGCCCCCCAGGAGGCUUUCUGUGAAAGCCUCAAGUCCAUAUUCCAUCUUCAAGGCCAGGUGGGGCCUCUGGGCCCCGAGACAGACCAGGCCCCUUAGGAUGAUGUCUUGGGUCAGGGCAGGGGUAGGUGGAGGGUCGCCCAGCACUCCCCAGAGCACAGGGAGCUUGUAAAUGGGACCAGGGCAGAAGCCCCCAGACUCAGGAAGCCAGCAGAGUGGGCAGGGGCUGCAGUGGCUAUUGAUCAGGUGGCCAAAGAGGAGGAUCCUGGCCCCAGAGCUGUUCCAGUGUCACUCAGCACUGCCCGCACCUCCAGGAGGAUCGGAGGAGGACCCCGACCUGCAGCAGGCACCCUGACUGAGUGCCCUCCGCCCCGCCAUCCUCCUCUCCUGGGUGGCAGCCUGGCUGCUCCUCAGGCGGGACCUUUGUCCUUGUGGGUCUGUCCACAUCACUUUCUCCAUCGCAGUCCUGGGCUGGCUAUGAGAGGAGGAGGGGUGGGGGGGGUCGUUCAGGGGCCAAUAAACUGCCUUCA
This is a messenger RNA of Neomonachus schauinslandi (Hawaiian monk seal), 2799 nucleotides long. RefSeq names its product solute carrier family 27 member 4 (gene SLC27A4). The record is from RefSeq and is a predicted model, not a curated record. Gene Ontology annotation, biological process: response to nutrient; very long-chain fatty acid catabolic process; medium-chain fatty acid transport. Gene Ontology annotation, molecular function: long-chain fatty acid transmembrane transporter activity; long-chain fatty acid-CoA ligase activity. The transcript has 13 exons. Gene Ontology annotation, cellular component: endoplasmic reticulum membrane; microvillus; plasma membrane. NCBI's taxonomy places the organism in Eukaryota, Metazoa, Chordata, Mammalia, Carnivora, Phocidae. Bases 164 to 2095 code for a protein of 643 amino acids.